Messenger RNA from Microthlaspi erraticum, 477 nucleotides. Lineage: Eukaryota; Viridiplantae; Streptophyta; Magnoliopsida; Brassicales; Brassicaceae. The record is from the annotation of a GenBank genome assembly.
AUGGCAAUGAAGAUGAAGGGCAUCUACAAAAGCUUCAAAUCGAUCUCUCAAAUAUUUGUUGUGAAAGAAAGAGAGAUCGAAAUUGGGCACCCAACAGAAGUAAAACAUGUGGCUCAUGUUGGCUGGGAGGGCUCCUCUGGCAGUGCUCCUGCUUGGAUGAGUGAAUUUAAGGCAGGAACAGAGCUUUUAUCUCCAAGAGCAUCAUCCUUUAGUCAUGCACGACAUUCAAAUUCUUUCUUCGCCGGUUCUUCAUCCCCCGAUUUUGAUCAGAGCUCAAGCCAACUAUCUGUAUCGGAUAGGCUAAGAGAUGUGCCUCCAAUUCCAUUAGCACUAUCCAAGAUUCAUACUAAGAGCAAGAAUAGGAGAAAGAAACAAUCUUCAACAUCAUCACCAAGAUCCAAACUAUCUCCAAAAUCUUCGGGUUUAUCUAAGUCUCCGUAUAAAUCAACAACAUCUCGGUUAAACUCUAAUGCAUAA